Messenger RNA from Phaethon lepturus (White-tailed tropicbird), 838 nucleotides. RefSeq names its product voltage-dependent L-type calcium channel subunit beta-2-like. Gene Ontology annotation, cellular component: voltage-gated calcium channel complex. The annotation marks the transcript as partial. The transcript is spliced from 8 exons. Gene Ontology annotation, biological process: regulation of voltage-gated calcium channel activity; calcium ion transmembrane transport; chemical synaptic transmission. Gene Ontology annotation, molecular function: protein binding; high voltage-gated calcium channel activity. NCBI's taxonomy places the organism in Eukaryota, Metazoa, Chordata, Aves, Phaethontiformes, Phaethontidae. The record is from RefSeq and is a predicted model, not a curated record.
AAGGGUGUUCAGCGCCGGUGGGGCUUGGAAGGAGAAGCUGUGCAGGAGGCUGGAGGACGGCUGUGGGGUCGAGGGGCUACUGAUUCCUCCUGCAACGGCUUCUUGAAAAUAAAACCUGCAAAACCUGUUGCAUUUGCAGUUCGGACAAAUGUUGGGUACAGUGCAGCUCACGAUGACGAUGUUCCAGUCCCAGGCAUGGCCAUCUCAUUUGAGGCUAAAGAUUUUCUUCAUGUUAAAGAAAAAUUUAAUAAUGACUGGUGGAUAGGACGGUUGGUAAAAGAAGGCUGUGAAAUAGGAUUCAUACCAAGCCCAGUCAAACUAGAAAACAUGAGGCUGCAGCAUGAACAAAAGGCAAAACAAGGAAAAUUCUACUCCAGUAAAUCAGGAGGAAACUCUUCAUCCAGUUUGGGUGACAUCGUUCCUAGUUCCAGAAAAUCAACGCCUCCAUCAUCUGCUAUAGACAUAGAUGCCACUGGCUUAGAUGCAGAAGAAAAUGAUAUUCCAGCAAACCAUCGCUCCCCCAAACCCAGUGCAAACAGUGUAACAUCACCCCACUCCAAAGAGAAAAGAAUGCCCUUCUUUAAGAAGACAGAGCACAUCCCUCCCUAUGAUGUAGUGCCUUCUAUGCGACCAGUAGUUUUAGUGGGGCCUUCUCUGAAGGGAUACGAGGUAACAGAUAUGAUGCAAAAAGCAUUAUUUGAUUUUUUAAAACAUAGAUUCGAAGGGCGUAUAUCAAUUACACGAGUCACAGCAGACAUCUCGCUAGCCAAACGCUCAGUAUUAAACAACCCCAGUAAGCAUGCGAUAAUAGAGCGAUCUAACACGAGAUCAAGCCUAG